AUGGCCAUGCCCUAUGCCGAGGAGAUACAAAUGCAACAACGUGCAAGACAUGUCUUGUCGAUGCGAGCAAUCGAAUCCGAAAAUUUUGCCCUUCUGACAAGUAUAAGGGAGCUAGUAUAUGGUGUCAUUGAUGAUACGAGGAGGUUGUUCAUCAUCAACACAAUGAAUGUGAGUGAUCCGGUGUUGUUCAACCAAAAGAUGAACGAUUUGCUUGGCUUGUUGUCGGACAAAGCUGUCUCUAACAUAUCGAGAUUGUAUGCGGCUGGGAGUGCGGAGCUUGAUGGGUCGGGGUUGAACAAAGUUUAUGGGUUAGUUCAGUGUACAAGAGAUCUUUCGAGUGUGAAUUGCAAGAAAUGUUUUGAUAUUGCCAUAAGUAGGCUUCCAAGCCUCCAAGGUGCUGCUAUGGAAGGGAAGAAGGAAGAGUUAUUGGAGAAAAUAUAA
Messenger RNA from Impatiens glandulifera, 441 nucleotides. RefSeq names its product cysteine-rich repeat secretory protein 38-like. The record is from RefSeq and is a predicted model, not a curated record. Bases 1 to 441 code for a protein of 146 amino acids. Lineage: Eukaryota; Viridiplantae; Streptophyta; Magnoliopsida; Ericales; Balsaminaceae. The transcript is spliced from 3 exons.